UAAGGAACAUUAAGGAAUGCAGUAUUCCUCUUCGUUCCCUUGGUUACCAUUCAAACCCUGAAAGAGUAUUCUGAUUCUUCAAGACGGUUUCUUGAUUCAAUAAUAGAGAUUCUCUCGGCUCUCGUCUUUUUUUUUCCGAGUUACGACAUCGUUAAAGACAAGCCAGUUAUUACCUAUUAGAAUGGAGGAACAGUUCAUACUUAGGCUUCCACCCUCUGUUUCUGAGCGUAUCGAUCGUCUUUUGAGCGACGAGGCUUCUACUUCCGACGAAAUCCCUUUAGAUUUGUGCUUUUCAGAGGAUGGGAGAAGCGGGACUUUUGUAAUUGGAAACGAAGAGUUCCGGGCUUCUCUCCUGGAUCUUCCUGCUGUUGUUGAGUCCUUUAAAACUUAUGAUGAUUCUGCACCAGUCAAAACUGCUGAUAUUGGUCAGAUGAUAAUGGUUAGAGAGCCGGGUGAUCCCACGCCUAAUACAUUUGAAUACAGACAUGGUUUAACUCCUCCAAUGAAGGAUGCUCGCAAGAGAAGGUUCCGUCGAGAGCCUGACCUUAAUCCGGAGCUUGUACAGCGCGUUGAGAGAGACUUGCUGAACAUCUUGAGUGGCAGAACAAUUGGAAACGCAAAUGAGCAACAAGAGGAAACAGCUGCGAACGAGAAUACUAGUGAUAAUAAUGCAAACAAGAAAGUGUCUUCACCUGCUGGAAAGCCUGAAGCUGCUCCUGAGACAGGAACUAAUACUAAUAAUAAUAAUAAUAAUAAUAAUGCAACCGAAGCUGACUCGGAGAGAAGUGAAUCAGAAGAUUCUGAUGAUUCUAUGUGAGAGCUUAUUUAUGUAACCAGCAGCUAAAGCUAAUAUGAUACUAUAGGAUAUGGUCGAAAAGCCAGGAAAGUUGCAUAAGGGUUACGUUUUAAAGGAGUUGACCCAAAAAAAAAGGGGUAAGAGCAUCUUUAUCGCAGUCUUUUAGUUGGGUUUUUAGUGUAAUUAUGAUUUAAAAGAAAAUAAAAAAUAGCUAUUAAUUGAACAAACGUUUCUUAAUUAAGCGUUAAAAGAGACGUCUCUUAAGAGACACGUGUCCCCAUGAGAGAGUUUUGUGUUUAGCUCUCUCUCUCGACGGAUCUCUUCUCCUCUCUCUCUCCAAUCCACCGUCCUCGACGUCGUCCAAUCCCUCGAUCUAUCUCCCCGACUCAUCUCCUCCAAAACCCAAAAACCAGCACUUCUUAUUUUGUUCUGAUCUCUUCAACCUAUUCACUCCUCCGCUUCUGAAACCUCCAUCACCGUCCUCAUCAGCCACCACCACAUGUCCCUCACCAGCAGCGUGUCAUACCCGAAACCCUAGAUUUCCCUUCUCAGCGAGAUGGUUGUCGAGCGAGAGCGGGAAAUGCUUCGCGGCGAUGUGGGGAAGUGGAGAUUACGGAAGGUUAGGGCUCGGGAGCUUGGAAUCUCAGUGGACACCUUCCGUAUGCUCUGCAUUGAGUGAUCAUUGCUGUCCAUGACUUUAAAGAUGUGUGCUUUCACUCCUACUUCUCAUUGAUCUACUGGUUAGUUCAAUAUCAUUGAUCAAUUUGAAGUUUUUUGAUUGUUCAUUGUGGUAAAGUUUGUUGUAAUGAAAGUGUUUUAUAAUUUUUUUAAAGAACCCAUAAUGAAGAGACUUGCAAUAAACCACUUAAAUGUUCAAAAUA
Messenger RNA from Brassica napus (rape), 1677 nucleotides. RefSeq names its product transcription initiation factor TFIID subunit 7-like. Gene Ontology annotation, biological process: transcription initiation at RNA polymerase II promoter; RNA polymerase II preinitiation complex assembly. The record is from RefSeq and is a predicted model, not a curated record. The transcript is spliced from 6 exons. Gene Ontology annotation, cellular component: transcription factor TFIID complex. Bases 182 to 817 code for a protein of 211 amino acids. NCBI's taxonomy places the organism in Eukaryota, Viridiplantae, Streptophyta, Magnoliopsida, Brassicales, Brassicaceae. Gene Ontology annotation, molecular function: RNA polymerase II general transcription initiation factor activity.